Molecule: messenger RNA, 4268 nt
Organism: Alexandromys fortis (reed vole)
Lineage: Eukaryota; Metazoa; Chordata; Mammalia; Rodentia; Cricetidae
Gene: Fhip2a
Product: FHF complex subunit HOOK interacting protein 2A
Exons: 17
Coding region: 417-2711 (764 amino acids)
Source: RefSeq, a predicted model, not a curated record
UCCCCGCCGCCGCUGCAGCCGCCUCUGCGCGCCCCGCCCCACGUCCAGCGCCGCUUGCAGCGGAGGCCUCGGCUUCCCCGGGCCGCACCGGCGCCCCCUGCAGGACGCGGCGGGCAGCGCUGCCGGAAGAGCUCGAGCCUCCUGCCACCGUGUCCGCUGCCUCCGCCGCCACCGCCACCGUCGAGCUCCGCGGGGCCCCGAGUCCCAGCCGAGUGUUCUCGGAGCCGCCCGCCGCGCUCCCCGCGCCCCUCGCGCUCCCCGAGCCGCCGCGCCUCCCGCUCGGCCUUCGUCCUCAGCUCCCGCCCGCACCCGCCUUCACUCUGGAGCGGCCCGGGCAGCCGCAGCAGGGGCGGCGGCGGCGCAUCGAGGAGCUCUCCAGGUCGUCCCGGGAGAAGCUGCUGCAGUCCCGGGACAGGAUGUUUUCCAAGCUCACGUCCAUCCUGCAGCACGCCGUGGAGGCGCUUGCACCGUCUCUGCCGUUACAAGAAGAUUUUGUGUAUCAUUGGAAGGCCAUCACCCAUUACUACAUAGAAACCUCAGAUGAUAAAGCCCCCGUGACAGAUACGAACAUCCCGUCCCACCUGGAGCAGAUGUUGGACAUACUGGUACAAGAGGAAAAUGAGCGAGAGUCUGGGGAGACGGGGCCGUGUAUGGAGUACCUGCUCCAUCACAAGAUCUUGGAGACGUUGUACACCUUAGGGAAGGCCGACUGUCCUCCGGGGAUGAAGCAGCAGGUUUUACUCUUCUAUACCAAGCUUCUGGGAAGAAUCCGGCAGCCCCUGCUUCCGCACAUCAACGUUCACAGGCCGGUGCAGAAAUUAAUCCGACUGUGUGGCGAGGUGCUUGCCACACCAACGGAAAAUGAAGAGAUCCAGUUUCUCUGCAUCGUCUGCGCGAAGCUGAAACAGGAUCCCUACUUGGUCAACUUCUUUCUGGAGAACAAGUCCAAGUCGCUCACUUCCAAAGGAACUCUGAGUGUCACCUCAGCUGAUAACCCCAAAAGUCAGGACCCCGUGUCAGCGGACAGCAGCCAGUGCCACCAGCCGCAGGAGCUGCCCCGUGCUCCUGGGGUGGGGCACACGGAGCCAGAGGAAGAGCCCCCUCACCAGAUGGAUGAGCUGUCUGCAAGCUUGGAUGACCUCAAUGUCACCUCACUGCCAGAGGCCUCCAACAGUCGGCCGAAACAAGAUUACAACUUAGUGAAUUCUCUGUUGACCCUGACAAAGAGCCCUGACGGCCGGAUAGCCGUGAAAGCAUGCGAGGGCUUGAUGCUCUUGGUGAGUCUGCCAGAGCCUGCGGCUGCCAAGUGCCUUGCUCAGAGCACCUGCUUGUGCGAGCUGCUGACCGGCAGACUUGCCUCCCUGUACCAGGCCCUCCCCCAGACGGUGGAUCCCUUGGAUAUUGAAACUGUGGAGGCAGUGAACUGGGGGUUGGACUCCUAUAGUCAUAAAGAGGAUGCGUCAGCGUUCCCUGGGAAGCGAGCCUUAAUUUCAUUUCUUUCCUGGUUUGAUUAUUGUGAUCAACUCAUCAAGGAAGCACAAAAGACUGCUGCUGUUGCUCUCGCCAAAGCCAUCCAUGAAAGGUUCUUUAUCGGUGUCAUGGAGCCUCAGCUGAUGCAGACCUCCGAGAUGGGGAUCCUGACAUCGACGGCUCUGCUGCAUCGCAUUGUUCGACAAGUGACCUCGGACGUCCUGCUUCAGGAGAUGGUGGCCUUUAUCCUCGGAGAGCAGAGGGAGCCAGAAACGCUGUCGGAAAUUAGCAGGCAUCCCCUAAGACAUAGGUUAAUCGAGCAUUGUGAUCACAUAUCUGAUGAGAUAAGCAUCAUGACCCUGAGGCUGUUCGAGCAUCUUCUGCAGAAGCCCAGCGAGCACAUUCUUUACAACCUGGUCCUGAGAAACCUGGAGGAAAGGAACUACACGGAAUAUAGGCCUUUGUGCCCGGAAGAUAAGGAUGCGGUGGAGAAUGGGCUGGUGGCUGGAGCUGUAGAUCUGGAGGAAGAUCCAUUAUUUACUGACAUUUCACCAGAUAACAUUCUGCCAAACCAAGAGUGGAUCAGUUCACCCCAUGCCAGCCCAGACCACCCCAAAAAUGAUGGCAAGACGGAAGUCCAUAAAAUCGUCAACAGUUUCCUCUGUUUAGUACCAGAUGAAGCAAAGUCAUCCUACCAUGUCGAGGGCACUGGGUAUGACACCUACCUCAGAGAUGCUCACAGGCAGUUCCGAGACUACUGCGCUGUCUGUUUGCGAUGGGAGUGGCCCGGAGCCCCAAAACCACUGGAGAAGUGUGACUUAGAAGCAGCCUUCUUUGAAGGACAUUUUUUGAAAGUUUUAUUUGACAGAAUGGGAAGAAUUCUUGACCAGCCGUAUGAUGUGAAUCUGCAGGUGACCUCAGUGUUGUCCAGGCUGUGCCUCUUCCCCCACCCCCACACCCAUGAGUACCUUCUGGACCCCUAUGUGAACCUUGCCUCUGGCUGCAGAUCGCUCUUCUCUGUGAUCGUCAGGGUUGUUGGUGACCUGAUGGUUCGAAUUCAGCGUAUUCAAGACUUCACCCCUAAGCUUCUCCUAGUCAGAAAACGACUGCUCGGCUUGGAGCCUGAAGGCCAGAUUAUCGACCACAUCACGUUGCUAGAGGGUGUGAUUGUCUUAGAGGAGUUCUGCAAGGAGCUGGCAGCCAUUGCCUUUGUGAAGUACCACGCUUCCGCCACACCGUGAGUGACAUCACCGUGAUCUCUGGGAACCCGCGUUACUGUGUACAUUUCAUCCGUAAAGACUCAGCUCCACCCAGCCAUGAGAGGACGAGAACCUUGUCAGUGAAGUAGGAAUCUGCUGCCUGGCUGCUGCCGGUGAACAGGCCUGUUGUCGCUUCCCUGGCUCCGUCAUGAUUCUCUGUGUAAACUGCACGUUGUUGAAACCCGGGAUGCAAUCAGAUCUUCUGGAUAGCAUUUCCAGUGACCGAAAAGCUGCAAAACUCCUGAUGUCAGGACUUUGCUGGUAUUUCUGUUAUUUUAAUAUCCUCCCAGGCAGCAAAGCAUUUUGACAUUCUCUGAGACUUAAAUGCUUAUAUUCUUUUGUAUUAAUAAGCAGCAAAAAAUCACUAAUUUUAUAACUUUUUAAGGUUAAGAUUCUUAUCAUACAAAAUAUUUAAGAAAAUUGUAAAUGAGAAAGAAAUGUAGUUGAGGAGCCCUCAGAAGGCUCCAGGAGAUGAAACACAGAGAACAGCAUCAACUUCUUCAGCUUUUGUAAGAAAACAAUUUAAUAUGAUAAAAAAGUAUUAAUUAAUAUAUAUUUUUAAAGAAAUGUUCUUUUACUCUUUUGUGCCAUGUUCGUGUUGAUUUCCCUGUGUGGCUCCAGUUUCUCCACAUUCACGUUUGCAGCAGUCUUGGGCUCGUCCACCUCAGUGGUAGCGUUUGUUAAAGUAGUAUCCUGUAAAGCUAGUUAACACAUGCUGAGACCUUCCCCAUGCCUUCUCUGAGAAUGGCUUUAUGAAACUGUUUCAUAAUUGACUUUCUUAGUGGAGUGGGCGUGUCCAGGUGGGAGCUGACAGCAAGUCUGAGGAGGCCGUCAGGGUGCCGAGGGCCUCUUCCUGUUUACAUUUGCUUUCAUUUUGUUCCGUCUUUUGUCUUAAGAGAUUCUAAAGAGAUUUUAAAAAAGUCUAUGUUGAGUUCACACCUUAGCGGAUUUGAGGAGCCUGAGUGUGUGGGAGUGGCCUGGAUGCAGGAUGUCUAGGUGAGCCGAGUUGCAGGGCACAGUUGCAGGUCACCUGCUCAGCCUGUCUCUGCAGCCGCUCAGAGGUGGGCUGCUGUGAAAACAGCGGGCGGCACUUUCCUCUCUGCUGUCGGGAGGCUCCACCUCCACCCCUCUGUGAUGUCACCAGAUGUGUGUGCACAGCCACAGCGCGUGGCAUGUGCUCAGAGCGCGUUUGACGCUUUGUUCAGUCUAUUUUACUAGCGUUUCUGAUUCAUGUUAUAGUUCAGUUUCGCCACUUAGAAACAAAAUGCUGACAGUAUGAAUAGCCUGCCUCAGGUCUAGGGCGGUCAUUCUUGUCAAAACAAAACAACUGUGCAUUUCCAACAAGAUGCAGAUCUUUCUUUGCUCAUCAAGAACUCCACUAUAACAACAGGAGACAGUGAUUCCCUGCAUGGUUUUCCUUCUGUGGCCGUGAGUGAUGAGAAAUGGUUUUGUUGUAUUUAUUGACCAGUUUGUGCAAGAAUUACCACAGCACCUUCAUUUUUAAAUGUUGCUGCAGUCUACUUAGAUGAAGGUGUAUUU